Molecule: messenger RNA, 3825 nt
Organism: Thalassophryne amazonica
Lineage: Eukaryota; Metazoa; Chordata; Actinopteri; Batrachoidiformes; Batrachoididae
Gene: slc12a9
Product: solute carrier family 12 member 9
Exons: 14
Coding region: 237-2957 (906 amino acids)
Biological process (GO): potassium ion homeostasis; potassium ion import across plasma membrane; cell volume homeostasis
Cellular component (GO): membrane
Molecular function (GO): potassium:chloride symporter activity
Source: RefSeq, a predicted model, not a curated record
CGAGGCGGGCUGUGGCCGCUCCGUUGUUAUUAGGCGCAGCGGCUUCCUCUUUUUCAGCAUCCUGCUUUGUUCUGUUUCUCGGCCUUUGGCGCUUCGUCAAACGUCCAGAGAGCAUCCGAGCCUGGACGAAUUUCCAGGGAGGACAGUAAAACAUCAGCCUCACGACUUUUAGCUAAACAGGAAGUGCAUGAAAGUAUUCGUCAAGACUUGAUACUGAGACCCUUCCCUGUCCAGCCAUGUCGAACGAACGCACUCCCCUGCUCGCGUCUGGGGUAUGCGGUCUGGCUGUCACUAUGACAGCAUGUGGUGCAGAUCCAGAUGUUACUUCCGAAUCUGGCUCUGGGACGCAAAGUACAGACCCUCGAAAACUGAACACCUUUUUUGGGGUGAUGGUGCCCACCAUCCUGUCCAUGUUCAGCAUUGUGGUGUUUCUCAGAACAGGGUUUGUAGUUGGCCAGGCAGGGCUGCUGCAGGGCCUUUUAAUGCUGAUUGUAGCCUACACCAUUGUAUCUGUCACAAUACUGUCCAUCUGUGCCAUUUCCACCAAUGGAGCUAUCCAAGGUGGAGGAGCUUACUACAUGAUAAGCCGAUCACUGGGCCCAGAGUUUGGAGGAAGCAUUGGGUUGAUGUUUUUCCUGGCUAAAGUGUUUGCAUGUGGAGAGUAUAUACUUGGUCUUGUGGAGGCCAUUCUUGGCAUAUUUGGUGUAGAUCCAGAGACAUCUUCACCUGCCGGCUUGCGAGUGCUCCCUCAAAGUUACUGGUUCAUCGUCCUCUACUCCUCCAUAGUCCUUCUGCUGUGUCUGUUCGUGUGUCUGGUGGGCCCGAAAAUCUACUCCAGAACAGCCUUCGUCAUCCUGGUGGUGGUCACCAUAUCCUUGCUGUCCAUCGUCGUCAGUUCUGUGGUAGUCAGACCUCAUAAUAUCGUCAUCACCCACCAGGGACCUGGUAACCAAACCCUUCGCUACAACGCCAGUUACACCGGCUUCAGUGCUGCUACCCUGAGAAACAACCUGGGCUCGGGUUAUUCACUAGACUACAGUACCAACUCCGUCAUGUCCUUUGCCACUGUAUUCGCUGUUCUGUUUACAAGCUCCACUGGAAUCAUGGCUGGAGCGAACAUGUCAGGAGAGUUGAAGACUCCUAGUGUUUCCAUCCCUAAAGGCACCAUCAUAGCUGUCGCAUACACUUUCAUUGUGUAUGUUAUCCUCUUCUUCUUGGCCAGCGCCACAUGUGACAGGACCCUUUUGAUUCAGGAGUAUGGGUUCUUCCAGCGAAUUAACAUGUGGCCCCCGUUCGUCAUUACUGGGGUGUACUGUGCAGCUCUGUCAGCUGCAAUGUGCUCGAUGAUCGGAGCUUCCCGUAUCCUCCAUGCUCUUGCGCUAGAUGAACUCUUUGGUUUGCCAUUAGCUCCAGCUACCAUCACAUCCAGCUCUGGGAAUCCAUGGGUAGCAGUGUUGUACACCUGGGGUCUGGCACAGUGUGUUGUGUUUGCGGGCCACCUUAAUGCAGUAGCUGGCUUGGUGACUGUUUUCUACUUGCUUGCCUAUGCUGCCGUUGACUUAGCCUGUUUGGCUCUUGAGUGGGCGUCGGCACCAAAUUUCAGACCCACCUUCCAGCUGUUCUCCUGGCACACCUGCCUGCUGGGUAUUUUGAGCUGUUUGGUGAUGAUGUUUGUUAUUAAUCCUGUGUACUCCUCAGCCAGCAUCGUUCUCCUCCUGCUGCUCCUCCUAUUCCUCCACUACAGGGUGCCUACCAGUAGCUGGGGCUACAUCAGCCAGGCUCUCAUUUUCCAUCAGGUGCGCAAGUAUCUAUUAAUGCUGGAUGUGAGGAAAGACCACGUGAAGUUCUGGAGGCCUCAGGUGUUGUUAAUGGUGGCCAAUCCCCGCUCUUCCUCUCAGCUCAUCCUGUUUGUCAACCAGCUGAAGAAGGGAGGGCUGUAUGUGCUGGGCCACGUGCAACUCGGAGAUCUGGAUUCCUUCCCGUCUGACCCGGUGCAGCAGCAGUAUAACUUCUGGUUGAGCCUUGUUGAUAAGCUUGGCGUGAAGGCCUUCGUAGACCUGACGCUCUCUCCUUCAGUCAGACAAGGAACACAGCAUCUGUUGCGAAUCACGGGCCUCGGUGGAAUGAAGCCCAACACUUUGGUUUUGGGUUUCUAUGACAACUGUACUCCUGACGACUUUUUCCUUCAAGAUUCUGCCUUCUGUGACUCAUCAGUGGGACCAAAAAGUGAAGGAGAGUGUAAUUUUGGAGUUGACCUGCCUUCGCUGCAGGCUCACUUCCCUCCUGUCCGACACGUGGAGAGCCCACGCUGGCUGUUGCCUGAGGAGUACGUAGGAAUCAUUUCUGACACGAUUAAAAUGAACAAAAACGUGUGCCUUGGCCGCCAUUUCUUCCAGUUAGAAGGAGAGGGCAAGGACAGCAAAGUUGACGGGUCAGAGCGGACUAUUGAUGUAUGGCCUCUCAACUUAUUACAGCCAGGCAGCCGUGAUUAUGAGGACGUGUGCAGCCUCUUCCUGCUGCAAAUGGCCUGCGUGCUGAACAUGUCCAACAAGUGGCGCAAUGCGAGAAUGAGAAUCUUUUUAAAUGUAGAAACCGAGUCCAGCGACCAGGGCUGGGUGGUGAAUGAGGAGACAUUUCGCGAGUUGCUCAGGAAGCUGAGGAUCAGGGCGUCUAUAAAGAUCGUGCCCUGGGACUCAGUGGUCCAGCAUCACACUCAGGCGAAGGAGAGCUCAGGAGAAGCAAUGUCAUCACUCUCCGAAGGCUUCUUGUUGGCCAUGAACAGCUUGUUGAUGGAGCACAGCUCCACAGCUGCUGUCCGCUUCUUGUAUUUGCCUCGUCCUCCAGCGGCUAGCAGCCAGUCACAGCAGUAUCUGUCUCAGCUGGAAGCACUGACCAAUAAUUUAGGUCCAACACUAUUGAUUCAUGGUGUCACACCAGUCACAUGCACUGAACUGUGAGUGUGUGCAUUUACACUUUGAUAAUCGGCAUGAAAAUGUCCUAAAUGACUGUAUUUAUGUUAGUAUAAAGUCCAGUUAUAUACAAAAAAAUAACAAUACAGAAAAGAGGGUACUAAGGUGUGACAACUUUUUGUACAGUUAUUUCACUGCUGCUUAAAAAACAUGGGAGUGCAGCAUUAAAGAGCACAAUUGCCUGUUUUUGUGUACUUGAAGUGGCUUGUUGAUUAAGCCAAGAAUAUGAGGAAAUCAAAUCAAAAUCAAAUUUAUGAAUUUGUAUGGUGCCAACUCACGAUAAAAUCAUCUUAAGGCGCUUCACACAACACAGGAAUAAUGUUUGUGUAUGAUUGUACUGAUAUCAACUCCUACCUACUUCAGCUUUACUAAAAUGACAAGUUUUAACGUGUCAAAGGCUGCAGAACACAAACUGUUUGUUUUGAGAAAUACGGGUUACGGAGACAGUAAAUGCCUGUAAUUUAUAUUGUGGCCUCAGGGAUGGAAUGAGUUUGAAUGACGUUUGGUGACAAAAAGACUACUGUAAAAACUAUUUUCCAGCUUCAUUGUCUGUUAAUGUGUUAGAGCACAUCUAGUCUUCCUUAUUUUACUAUAUUUUUUCAUUGCUUUUUGCUGCUUUCUGAAAUCUUUGCAGUUUACUGGACCAAAUGAUCCAAAGACUUUUGGCCAAAGCUGAAGUGAGUUGUCACUGAUGUGUCCCAUGCAGUUAAGAAAAUUGUCUUUUGCUGUUAAAAUACAUUGAACUUAAAAUGACAAUGUAUUUUUUGCUGGUGUAUGUGCCUAUAUGAAAAUACUUGGGAUUUUUGCAUUUUGUACCCGUGAGUGUAGGCUGUAGAAAGUGCACCCUUCUCAGUUA